Camellia sinensis is the source of this 2034-nucleotide messenger RNA. RefSeq names its product aldehyde dehydrogenase 12A1 (gene ALDH12A1). NCBI's taxonomy places the organism in Eukaryota, Viridiplantae, Streptophyta, Magnoliopsida, Ericales, Theaceae. Gene Ontology annotation, molecular function: L-glutamate gamma-semialdehyde dehydrogenase (NAD+) activity; aldehyde dehydrogenase (NAD+) activity. The record is from RefSeq and is a predicted model, not a curated record. Gene Ontology annotation, cellular component: mitochondrion.
UUACUCUAAGCAAAUAGGAUCGCAAGGUUAUUGGGAAAUGAAAUGGCAGCACAAAGAACACGUCCUUAGCCAUUCAAUUGGUGAAGUUUUUCUCAUUAAAAAGAAAGUGUGUGCAUGUAAGGUUUUGAUCAAAUUUUCUUUGGUACUCAGUCACAACACUAUGUAUAGAUUGAAAGUCUACAGAGAGAUGAGAGCCAGAGCUCCCCAAACGGCUUUCAAAUGGUUCGCUUCAUCAAGAUUCGUUCAUUCAUUACCUUUUGCAACUGUAAAUGCUGAAGAAAUUUCAGGUUCCAAACCAGCUGAAGUACAGAACUUGGUGCAGGGCGAAUGGACAGGAUCCUCUAAAUGGAAUACGAUUCUCGAUCCUUUAAAUGGGGAAUCAUUCAUUAAAGUUGCGGAAGUAGAAGAAACAGGAAUCCAGCCAUUUGUGGAGAGCCUGUCAAAGUGUCCCAAACAUGGUCUACACAACCCGUUCAAAGCCCCAGACAGGUAUCUUAUGCUCGGAGAUGUAUCUGUAAAGGCAGCUCACAUGCUUUCCCUGCCAAAGGUUUCCGAUUUCUUCUGCAAAUUAAUACAGAGGGUGGCUCCGAAGAGCUACCAGCAGGCUCAUGGUGAAGUUUAUGUUACUCAAAAAUUUCUGGAGAAUUUUGCUGGUGAUCAGGUUCGUUUCCUGGCUAGGUCUUUUGCAGUACCUGGGAAUCAUCUUGGGCAGCAAAGUCAUGGUUUUCGUUGGCCUUAUGGUCCUACAGCAAUAAUUACUCCUUUCAAUUUUCCUUUAGAGAUUCCCGUGCUUCAAUUGAUGGGUGCACUAUAUAUGGGAAAUAAGCCUGUUCUAAAAGUUGAUAGCAAGGUAUGCAUUGUUAUGGAACAAAUGCUUCGGUUGCUCCACGAAUGUGGGUUACCUGUGGAGGAUGUUGACUUCAUCAAUGCUGAUGGGAAGACGAUGAACAAGCUAUUAUUGGAGGCAAAUCCACGGAUGACUCUCUUUACUGGUAGCUCAAGGGUGGCAGACAAGUUGGCCGUUGACUUAAAGGGGCGCAUCAAAUUGGAAGAUGCAGGAUUCGACUGGAAGAUCUUGGGGCCAGAUGUCCAAGAGGUGGAUUAUGUCGCAUGGGUCUGUGAUCAAGACGCAUAUGCUUGUAGUGGUCAAAAGUGCUCGGCACAAUCAAUUCUUUUUAUGCAUGAGAACUGGUCUAAGAGUUCACUGUUAAGUCAAAUGAAUGAUCUUGCUGCAAGAAGAAAAUUAGAUGAUUUAACUGUUGGCCCUGUUCUUACAUUCACAACUGAAGCAAUGUUAGAGCACGUGAAUAAAUUGCUUCAGAUACCGGGAUCAAAGGUACUCUUCGGAGGCGAAGCUUUAAAAGACCAUUCUAUUCCUUCAAUAUAUGGUGCUAUAAAACCGACUGCUGUUUUUGUUCCGAUAGAAGAAAUGCUGAAGGACAGCAAUUAUGAGCUUGUAACAAGAGAAAUUUUUGGACCAUUCCAGGUUGUUACCGAGUACAAGGAUCAUCAGCUCCCAAUGGUAUUGGAUGCCCUUGAAAAGAUGCAUGCCCAUUUAACAGCUGCUGUUGUUUCAAAUGAUGUGCUGUUUCUGCAGGAAGUUAUUGGAAAAUCAGUUAACGGAACUACCUAUGCUGGAUUAAGAGCAAGAACAUCGGGGGCUCCACAAAAUCACUGGUUUGGGCCGUCUGGAGAUCCAAGGGGAGCGGGAAUAGGGACUGCUGAAGCAAUAAAGCUUGUUUGGUCAUGCCACAGAGAAAUCAUAUAUGAUAUUGGUCCCUUGCCACAAAAUUGGGAAACCCCUGCUAGUACCUAACUCACGGCAUAGACAAAGACCCAUAAAGGAAAUCGACGAGAGAGAGAGAGAGGGAAAAAAAAGAGAGUAAGUGAAAAAAAAGAAGUGGUGGGUGGUUAACAAUCACAGAGAAAUGAGUCAAUGACAUUCAAACAUCAAAGCAUGUUCUUUGAUCCGGGAAAAAAUAAAAGGAAAUUUUGUUUUGGGAUUUCCUGUUAAUUCAAAGUUUAUUUUAUUUU